This is a messenger RNA of Actinia tenebrosa (Australian red waratah sea anemone), 2049 nucleotides long. Its product is annotated as histamine H2 receptor-like. Gene Ontology annotation, molecular function: G protein-coupled receptor activity. Gene Ontology annotation, biological process: G protein-coupled receptor signaling pathway. The record is from RefSeq and is a predicted model, not a curated record. Gene Ontology annotation, cellular component: membrane. Lineage: Eukaryota; Metazoa; Cnidaria; Anthozoa; Actiniaria; Actiniidae.
AGACAGACGGACGGACAGACAGACGGACAAAUAGUUGGACAAUAUUGGAUAGAUGGGCUGAUGGAUAGGAGGAUGAAUGGAACAAAGGAAGAUCAAAUAAAAGAAUGAGAAUAGUCACCAGACACAGGAUAGUGGUGUGGUAUUGUUCAAAGCCUCCUCAUCAGGUGCAUUAAAUUACAUCUAUAAUAAGCAAACAAACCUGGUGGACCUUAAUGAAUGUAACUUAUCGACAUCGGCAGUGCAUGUCAGUACUAUCCUCUUUGAUCGGAACUUCUGUGGCGAUUCCUGGUAAACAAAGACAAGUUAACGCCUCUGGAUUAGAAAAAGAGCUAUAUUUCUUGACCUAAAGCGAGGACUAGCCUAAAAUGAAUAACACUUCUAAUUCCAGUAAUCCCAGUGACCACCACAUGGAGGUCUCAAGUAUUAUCCACUUCAAUAUCAUCUUCAUCUGUUUGUCUGUUGUCGGUAUCCUUAUAGUUGCGGCAAACGGUUUAGUCUUUGUACUCGUGUAUAAAAGGCGAACGUUGUUACGAAAGACGAACUUUUUUCUGAUCAGUUUGGCAGUGUCGGACAUUUCUUCUGGAUUAAUAGGGAUUCCCCUUAUUAUCUUGUGCAACACUUAUCCAUACGAAUCGCUGAUAAAAACCAUGGACAUAUGUAAUAAAUUCCUUGGGAUUUCUACCAUCCUACACUUGCUCUCGGCAACAAUAGAGCGCUAUAUUAAAGUCUUGGCUCCGCUGCAUUACCGUAGGCUGGUGACAAAGAAGCGCAUUGUGAUGGUUUUAGCGGGAAUUUGGAUGAUCUCUCUGUUGACUCCCGUCAUCGAGUUGUCUUGGUACGAAGACAUUGAAGCCACACAGAAAUAUUCCCUAGCGUUACUAUGCUGCUUCGUCAUCUUUCCACUGACCCUCAUGACUUCAAUCACUUUUCACAUAUUCUACCUGAUACGUGAACAAAAGAGCCGCUUGAAAAUCCUCGCCAACCGGACAAUGGCCAAGAAACAGCAGAGACGAAAACAAGCAGAGAGGCGUGCGGUGAUGGUUUACUCGGCUAUGUCCAUAAGUUUUGCUAUUGGCUGGUUUCCAUAUUUCCUUUCAGCACUUUUUUCGGAUUAUGUUUUGAAGGAGGACGAUGAAUACCCCAUACCAGUCUGGGCAGAUUAUGUGUUUCUGUUUCUCAAGUUUUCCACUGGUCUGAUUGAUCCUCUUCUUUACACCUUUUUCAAAACUGAUUUCCAGACAGCGAUGCGGUCUUUGCUUUUCAACUCGUAUGAGAAUAUCAAUACAAGAGUGACGAUUCAUAUGAGCUCGCUACAGGCGCCAAACACUCAGCGUAGUAGCUCGGAUUAGCAAAAUUGAGGCAAAAAGAAAGUACCUUUCGGUGAAAAAAGAACUAAAAUUGUCGACAUUAUGCACCUGUGACUGAAGAGGUCAUUGAGACAAAAAAAACRCGAAUGGAGCAAGAUAAAAUAGUUUCGUAACCGAGUUGAAACGGUGUGGAAAGAACCAACAAAGUGCACAGCUUACUGAAUGCGGAAAACCCCGGCAAAGCAACCAGAAAAACAGCUAAAAGUAUAAGGUUUGCAAUCUAAUUUCGAUCGCAAACAUAAACUUCAAGCCCAAAUCUUACAAUUGGGACCAGAAAAAAAAGCAAAAACUCUAAAAGUAGUACUAAUUAAAGGUAUGGUUUUAAGUUUAAUUUAAAUCAAGAAUAAGGAUAUCACAAUCUCAAACUCUUUAGACAUAAAUAAGUUAUUGCGCGCCAUCAUUUUGUAGCUACUUAAGUCACGGAUGGGUUAACCAGUUACUAGGGAAAAAAGACGUUCCAUAUCUCGCGCGCUGAUUUUAUUCCAGGCCGGAUGGUGGCAGCGACAGACGGUAAAAAGCGAUUAACUUUAAGCCAAAAUAUAUAAAGUUUUUAAUUGAUAAGGAUAGUUUAAGUCGUUAAUUUUUGAGGAUUAUAAAAAAUAUAUAUAUAUAAAAACAGGCAAAGUACUAGUUAGAGUUCAUGUUUUUCUUUCUUUCUUAAUUUCUUAAUUUUUUCAAACUA